Thlaspi arvense is the source of this 1014-nucleotide messenger RNA. The record is from the annotation of a GenBank genome assembly. NCBI's taxonomy places the organism in Eukaryota, Viridiplantae, Streptophyta, Magnoliopsida, Brassicales, Brassicaceae.
AUGUCAAUCAGCGAUAAUUCCUUUUCAAUGUCGACCAUGUUCGAUGCUUUGCAAAAUAUCCGUUUCUCUAAAGGAAUCUCCGGCUCCAUUCCUCCUCCGGGUUUCACUCCACGCGCCUCCGCCGUAUCAAACACGCGCUUGAGCCCGCUGUUCAACAUAAUGACUAGCGGCGAAGGUGUGGCAGCGCAGUUCAAAGAGAUGAUCUCAAGUUUAGACCGAAGGCACCUUCACAUGAUGGUGUCGUUGCUGACGUCAGACGCCGAUUACUUCAUGGAGAUCGUCAGAAACAAGUACGGCUCGAGACGCGUGCAGAAGCUCCUCGGGAUAUCUGAUGACGUGGACGCGUUCUUCUACGCCGUUAUCCUGCGCCGUUUCCUCCACAUCAUGACCGACAAGUACGCAUCCUACGUGGCGACACGAGCCAUGGUCGUUUUCGAGCGGGAGAAGAAGAAGGCAAUGUACGAGCACAUUCUACAUUACGCGCUCGACAUUGCGCGUGAUAAACACGGCUGCAUCGCGCUCAACGAGGUCAUAACCGAUGUGGAUGAUCCUUACUACAGGAACCAGAUGCUAGACGUAGUCGCGCACAACGCUCUCUUCCUAAGCAACGAUGCCUCAGGGAACUUCGUGGUCCAACACGUUCUCAAACUGUAUGACAUGCGUUGCACGCACAACGUCGCCGUUAGUCUUCGUGGACAUUGCGUUGAUCUUUCGCUCAAGAAGUACGGAAGCUACAUCGUAGAGAAGCUUCUGGAGGCGGAGGAGACGAUGGAUGUGGUGGUUGUGGAGCUUUUGGAGUGCGAAAGAGACAAGCUGAGGAGGCUGGGGAGGGAUGAGUUUGGGAGUUUCGUGGUGGUCAAGGCACUGAGAGUCACGCAGAAGAAUAGGAUCGAUCUGUUUUGGGAUUUGGUGGAGAAGCUCAUGCCUCUUCUUGACUUUUUCCGUAGGUCUCACGGAAGUAGCAUUGCAAACAUUUUGGAGUCAUGUUCUAUAAGUACGAGACGCUUCAAUUAA